Molecule: messenger RNA, 810 nt
Organism: Cetraspora pellucida
Lineage: Eukaryota; Fungi; Glomeromycota; Glomeromycetes; Diversisporales; Gigasporaceae
Source: the annotation of a GenBank genome assembly
AAAAAAUUAUCAGUAACUACAGAUAAUGCUUUGAAUAUGGAUGUGUUUGGAUGUAAAUUUGCACAUUUGCUUUUAGAUAAUCAUGAAAAUAGAUUAUUUCAUCGUAUUAGGUGUGCAGCACAUGUUUUAAACCUAAUAGUAAAAGAUGGUCUUGAUGUAGCUGGAUCUUCAAUUAAAAAAUUUAAAGAAUUUACAUCAGCUAUACAUGAAAAAAAAUUAGAUAAAUAUUGGGAUGAGCUUAAAACUACUUUUAAUGAAGCUGUAAUUCUUGACCCAAAUAACAAGCUAAUGCCAUUCGAUAUUGAAGAGAAAAGGUAUGAAGCAUGCAAUGCUAUUUAUACAACUUAUGAAACAAACUAUGCAAUCAGAAGUGAUAACAUUUCGAUAACAAAACCUUCUGGAUCAGAAACUUCUUAUGGUUAUUUUCACAAGAAAUAUGGUGUAUCUAUAAAUCAUGAUGAUAUUCUUAAAGAAUAUCUUGAUUUACCUGUUGAAGAAAUUAAUAUUCUUGAUUACUGGAAAACUAAAUCUAAAAAUUCUCAAUGGGUUCAACUUGCUUGUAUGGCACAUGACUACUUAGUAGUUCAAGCAAUAAGUAUGGCAAGUGAACAAAUGUUCAGCAUAGCCAAAUUUACUAUUAGUCCAACUAGAAAUCGUCUUGAGCCAGAAAAGGCCUGUGCUUCUCUUUGUCUUAAAACUUGUUCAAACACUGAUGAAAUGAGUGUUGAUGAAUGUCAUCAAGUAAUAGCUCAGUUAAGAGAGCUAUAUAAAGAACAGCAUGAAGCAAAUAAGCAAUUAACUAAAUGGUAG